Molecule: messenger RNA, 1344 nt
Organism: Morchella importuna
Lineage: Eukaryota; Fungi; Ascomycota; Pezizomycetes; Pezizales; Morchellaceae
Exons: 3
Coding region: 1-1344 (447 amino acids)
Source: RefSeq, a predicted model, not a curated record
AUGAUCAAAGCCGCUAUCACGGCCACCAAACACAUUGAAAGCCCAGCAGAGAACGGGGCUUCCCAUAACCGUGAAGGUGGCCCCCGAAGCAGCAUUUCUUUGGACCGCACCCAACCCACCGAGGUGGAAUCUGGUGCCGGGAUCAUGGAACCUCUGCCCUCUGCGCGUCUAGCUGCACAGGGCAAGCAUGCAGAAGAGCGAGAGGUUCUUCAGAAAGAGCGGGAUUAUUAUAAGAGGCGUGCCGAGCGAUAUAAGGAGAAGAAGGAAGAACUCGAGAAGAGACAUGCUGCAGCAAGGAGGUCACUCAAAAACAAGGAGACUGAGAUUGGAUCUCUCUCUCAGAAAAACAAAAAGAUGACGUUUGAGGUAGAUGAUCUCAAGAAAUUUAUCACCAGGCAGGAUCGUGAAAUCACCGCCCUCCGGGAGGUGGUGGAUGAGAUGAAGAAGCUUGAAGAAACGUUGGCAGUAAAGCAGCAGAACAUCGCCGAACUAACCGAAGCAAUAUCAAAAUCCAUACCUAGCGUCAAUACAGUCACAAGAGACGAUGCCUAUUUCGACGGAGAGUUUUCGGGCUUAGCCGGCGCUAUUCGUCAAUGGGCCUUCAGAUAUUUCCGCAACGGACCAGAGGUAAACCACAGAAGCCUUCCACCGAAAUUGCAGGAGGCAAUGGCAGCUACUAUCAGUGAUUACUUCCCGGUGCCGGAUAGAACAGUUGUGGUAAAAGAUAUCGAAGCGUCGGUCACCGAGUUGAUUCUUAAUUGGGCUUUUUGCUGGCCGCAGUUGGCAUUUAGAAUUCUUGGCAAUAGGCGCCCGUCUAGCAUGCUAGAAGAUUUUUGGGGAAUUGUGCGAGGUGCGUACUUAGACCGGGAAAGACAAGAGCUACAAGCUCAGAUGAUAAAAAUGCUCAUGAGCAAUCCAAAGUUCAAGGAGGCUUUACGCACCCAAAUUCUCCGUCGGACAAGCCAAAUUUACCCGCUAUUUAGUAGCCUUCUGAAAGCAGGAUGCGAUGAUAAAUGCGAACUGGGGUUGUUCUCAAUCCUGGAGAAGGCGGCCCAUCUCGGAUUCGAAACCUCGCGACAAGUGUCGGAAUUCUUACUGCCUCAAAUCCAGCCAGGUUCGGUAUACUUGGCUAGUAUCAUGGAAGACACGUCCGACACGGUCGAUGAGGAUGAGGAGUCGACCGGAAAACAUUCUCACCAUUUUACGGUUCAGACGGUAUCGUUCCCGCCAGUACAGAGAAGGGAUCUAGAUGAAACAGGCACGUUUAUUAAAGAGCCGGUGACAAUUCGUAGAGCGAUGGUAACGGUUAAGAGCUCUCAGAAACGGGGUGACGUGGUUAGGUAG